Messenger RNA from Nycticebus coucang (slow loris), 3874 nucleotides. RefSeq names its product scavenger receptor cysteine-rich domain-containing protein SCART1-like. The coding region runs from base 1116 to 3791 and encodes 891 amino acids. Lineage: Eukaryota; Metazoa; Chordata; Mammalia; Primates; Lorisidae. The transcript is spliced from 12 exons. The record is from RefSeq and is a predicted model, not a curated record. Gene Ontology annotation, cellular component: membrane.
CUCAGGGACAGAACUCAUGUGCCUGCCCCAAGACUGCCAGCCUGGGGCACCACAGCAGCAGAUGCAACCAGGCAUGGCAUUGUGCUCACUGGGACUGUGGCCCCUGCUUAUGGUCUGCUGGACCCUCCCUCCUGGCCUGGUUGGGGAGGAGUCCCUGAGUCUCCUGGGUGGUGGAAACCGCUGCGAGGGCCUCUUGCAGGUGCAGUACCUGGGCCAGCAGGGCCCUGUGUGUGGGGACUACUGGGGCAUGGGAGAGGCAUCAGUGACCUGCAGACAGCUUGGCUGUGGCCCUGCACUAUCAGCCUCCAAGUAUGUUCUGAGGCCCCAAGAGAUAGGGCCUCCCUGGCUGGACAGUGCCCACUGCCAGGGUGAGGAAGCUUCUCUCUGGGAGUGCUCCCUGGGGGCGUGGGGGCCGCUGAGCAGCUGUGAGUGCCAGUGUGUGGCAGUGAUAACUUGCUCAGGUAGGUAAGAUGGAGACCCUGAGCCCCUCCAGUCCCUGGAUCUCCAUCCUCAGGCUGUGGACGCAUCGAGGCAAGCCCGCAGGGUAGGAGGGAGGGUCUGGCUCAGAUGUGAAUGCCUGCCCCUUUUGGAGCUUGGGUUCCUCACGGUUCCUUUUUGCUGCAGGACAACACAGCAAGGGGUCUUCUCUGCUUUUUGGGAAACUGGUUCUGGCUUCCCUGCCUGUCUCCCAGCCUGGACCCCCUUCCUGUUCACUUUAAUGUUGGUCUCUAGGUUUCUAAACUCAGCUAUCCAAGCUGUGCUUUCCUUUGUCUCCCUCCAUCAUCAGGGCCACCUCAGGAAACUCCUUGGGGUCCCCCCACACCCUAGCUGUGCAGAAAGCACAGUAUUGUCACAAUGCAAGUUACCUAUCUGGGUGCUCAUGGCAGUGGCUCCUGUGUGCCACUCUCUGUGCCCUGCUAUGACCCAGAAAUCCUAGGAGGAACAGCUCUAGCGCCCCGGAGCACCUAUGGGGAAGUCAGGCACAGGGUGGAUAAACUGUGAGGGUCCCGUGGAGGCUGAGUCAGGCUGAGGCUGUCAGAAUUGAAUCCCUGAACAUGUGCCAAGGGUGAGGAUUCCAAGAGCCAGAUUUCUUCUCUGUGCCAACAGAUGGUACCAUGCAACAAGUCAGAUUGGGCGGUGGUGGCAGCCCCUGUGCUGGGGUCCCUGAAGUGGUGAAUCCAGCUGGCUCUGUCCUAAGGUGUGACUUGCACAAGGAAGAGGCCAGUGUCUUCUGCAGACAGAUGGGGUGUGGCUCUGCUUUACAAUGGUCCACAGCUCACCACAGAGGGGACCCUGGGGACAAGGGGCAGAAGUUGGUGACCUGCCAGGGAACGGAGUCCCUCAUCUUCAACUGCAAGAUGAACCUAAACUUUCUAGAGCAGUGUGACCUCCCAGUGUACACACAUGUGGUGUGCUCAGGACACACCGAGGCGCGGCUGGCUGGCGGCGAGCACCCCUGCUCUGGGCGCCUGGAGGUGAAGCGGGGCCUGACCUGGGGCACCGUAUGCGACGCAGACCUGGACCUGGCCACAGCUCACGUGGUGUGUCGAGAGCUGCGGUGUGGGGCGGCCAUGUCCACGCCCGGGGGCGCCCGCUUUGGCCGCGGCUCCGGGCUUGUGUGGACAGAGGCCUUCCGCUGUGUGGGCAACGAAUCUUUGCUGUUCCACUGCCCGCGAGGUCCUGGGAGCCAGUGCGGGCACAGUCGGGACGCCGGGCUCACGUGCUCAGGGGAAAAGUUUCGGCUGGUCAACGGCAGCAGCAGCUGUGAGGGCCGCGUGGAACUCCAGGUGGAGGGAGCCUGGGCACCCCUCUGUGCUGCCCACUGGGACUUGGCUGAUGCCACCGUGCUCUGCCACCAGCUCAAGUGUGGCAAUGCCGUGGCCACGCCGGGAGGAGGCCAUUUUGGGGAUGGGGAUGCUCCCAUCUGGCCUGACGUAUUUCACUGUGAGGGGACAGAACCCCAUUUGUUCAGCUGCCCAGCAAGCACUCUGGGGGCCCCUGCCUGUGCCCCAGGAAACUCGGCUUCCACAGUCUGUUCAGGUCUCCCCCACGCCCUGAGGCUGAGGGAUGGUCAGAGCCACUGUGAUGGGCGCGUGGAGGUCUCCCUGAAUGGCACGUGGGGCCGAGUCCUGGAUGAUGCGUGGGAUGUGCGCGGCGCACGCGUAGUGUGCGGGCAGAUCCGGUGCGGAGCCGCCGAGCGAGCCUAUGACGCGCCGGCUCCUGGGAGCCGGGCUAUCCCUGUGGGGCUGAGCCGCGUGCGCUGUCUGGGCAGCGAGACGUGCCUGGGCCAGUGCAACCUGUCUGUGUCCCUGCGGGAGACCGCGGGGACUUCGCGGGACGCGGGCGUCGUGUGUUCCGGGAGCCUCCGGGUGCGGCUAGCCGCAGGGCCGGGCCGCUGUGCUGGGCGCGUGGAGGUGUUCCACCGGGGAGCGUGGGGUACCGUGUGUGAUGAUGCCUGGGACCUGCGCGACGCGCACGUGGUCUGCAGGCAGCUGAGCUGCGGCCGCGCCCUCAGCGCCCCGGGGGCGGCCCAUUUUGGGGCCGGCGCGGGGCUCAUCUGGCUGGAUGAACUGGGAUGCCAGGGCCAAGAGUCUGCCCUGUGGCAGUGCCCAUCGGGGGCCUGGGGCCAGCACGACUGCGGGCACAAGGAGGACGCUGGGGUCUUCUGUUCAGAGUUCACGGAUGUGAGGCUACGGAACCACAGCGGACCGUGUGCAGGGCGGCUGGAAGUUUUCUACAACGGGACCUGGGGUGGGGUCUGCCAGACCCUGAAUGCAGCCUCCCUGGGGCUCCUGUGUGAGCAUCUGGGCUGUGGGUCCCAAGGCCAGCUGCUGGCUGGGGCAGGGAGCUGGCCUGGCCCCGAGGCUCGCUGGCUGGCCUCCAUUCAGUGCAGGGACAGGCAUGAUCGGUCCGUGUGGCAGUGCCCGUCAGCCCCCUGGGACCCGGAUUCCUGCUCUAGCGGAGAGGAAGCGUGGGUCCUGUGUGCAGAAAAGGCAGAAGUUCCGCAGGACCUUGGAGAGAGCCUGAACUGCUCAUCCACACUCAGCUGCCCAGAGGAGGGAGCGCUGCGUGUGCGCGGGGGCUCGGACAGCUGCUCUGGGCGCGUGGAGCUUUGGCACGCGGACUCCUGGGGCUCGGUGUGCGACGACUCUUGGGACCUGGCGGACGCGGAGGUCGUGUGCCGGCAGCUGGGCUGUGGUCCGGCUGUGAAUGCGCUGUGGGGGGCCGCCUUUGGCUCUGGCUCGGGACCCGUGUGGCUGGAUGAGGUGGGGUGCCGGGGCAGCGAGGUGUCCCUGAGUGAGUGCCAGGCUGAGCCGUGGGGACAUGGAGACUGCACGCACAAGGAGGAUGCGGCUGUACGUUGCUCUGCCCCUCCUUUGGCCCCUCCACCUGCCCCUGAGGCCUGGGCCCUGCUGGAGACUGCCUGCCUGGUCCUUGGUGUCCUCCUGGGACUGGUCUCCCUGUUCCUGGGAACUCAGUGGUGCCGCUGCAGAGCAGCCUGCCAGGGUUGUAGAAUGUCGGGGCACCCAUCUUGUGAGGGCGUCUAUGAGGACAUCGGAGCCAUGCCCCCGGGGGAGAAGGCUGAAGGGCCCGCAGCACCCACAGACCAGGUCCUGGAGGAGGAGUAUGACGAUGCGGGAGAGCCAGAGCCUGAGCCUGAGGACCAGGACCGCCCCCGGGAGGAGGCAGUGGGGGUGCUGCUGAGCUGGACCGGUUGGGUUUCUCGCCAGUGGGGUCCUGAAGCUCAGGCUGGGAUGGAAGACCACAGUGGGCCCUGCCCCAGGACAUGAUGAUCCUAAGCUGACCUUGUGUGGGGGGAGUGGGAUAUACCCAGGAGGCUGGGGUUUCACUGUCCUCAUUGUUCACACAGCUG